UUGACUUUCUAAGAAGCCUCUACAUGUGACAACACAAAAUUAAAACUUGAACUUUCCCUUAAAAUGUCACGAUACGCUGCACUAUUUCUCUUGCUUUUACCGUAUAUCUACUUUAGCGAAGGAUAUAAAUAUCGUUUGAUUACGCGCGAAGAUAGCUUCGACCGUUGUCGUAAUUUAAAAUGUGAAGAUGGUCAACCACACUCAAUUUGCUUGAAGGCAAACGGACCAUCAGCAAACUGUGCGGAGUUCGAAAUUCUGAAAAUGACUGCAAAACGAAAGAAUAUCCUUAUUAAUGGUCAUAACGGGAUUCGGAACAAAAUCGCAGGAUAUUUCCAUAUUGCUAAUAUGCUCUUGUUGCAUUGGGAUGAGGACCUACAUGAAAUGGCCAGAGGCUUCCUAACUCGAUGCACCAGGGGCAAGGACAGUUGCAACUUCAUAUAUAAUGAUACAUUUACUGUGGGCCAGACUUACUACUUCAACCCCAAAUUACCUUUGAAUAGGUUUGUUAUAACUAUUAUGAGACAUUGGUUCCUGGAAGCCAACGAUAUUGAGACCUUUGCUGAUUUUAUGAAACAAAAGCCGCCGAACAUGACACAAAUGACGUACCCCCCAACAGAGUUCCUAGGUUGCGCUGCCGCAGAAAUGUUUGGAGGUCACAUUAUGAGGUGCUACUACAGCCCAGCUUUCAACGAUGAUCCGAAAGCGUAUAUAAUAGGUAAACCAUGCUCUGAGUGUCCUACGGAGAGAGCAUCUUGUUCCAGAGUUUUCCAUGGAUUAUGCGGAGUUGAUUUACCCUUACCAGGAAAUGGUUGCCGACUUCGAAUAAAUUUCAUUCUACUGUUCCUUUCAAUAAUGUUUUACAUGGCUUACAUUUGAAACUGAAUAAAAAAAAGCGAACUAUAA
Molecule: messenger RNA, 903 nt
Organism: Hermetia illucens (black soldier fly)
Lineage: Eukaryota; Metazoa; Arthropoda; Insecta; Diptera; Stratiomyidae
Product: antigen 5 like allergen Cul n 1-like
Exons: 7
Coding region: 64-876 (270 amino acids)
Source: RefSeq, a predicted model, not a curated record